CAGUACUGUUCACUUGUAAUUACCGCGGCAAAUGUUGUUGUCCACGCGUUGUUGAACAACACGAUCGUAUUAGAGAUCCAGAAACCUGCUACCAAAUUUUUUUCGUGUCAAAGGCCCCAUCUACUUGCAACAUGGGGAGGAAGUCUGGUAUGAAAGGCAGCUUCAAAGAGAGACGGCAAAAGUGGAAAGAGGAAUCUGAAAGAAUUGCUCAAGCACAAAAGCGUGUUGCAGAAGCAAACAAGAUGACGGACCCAUUCCAAGAGCUAUCAAUGGGAGCAUUUCAGAAAUUUGAUCGAAAUGACAUCAGCAUAAAUAUUGAGGCGAAGCGAGUAGCAGACUUGGACGAAGAAACACUACAGUGGUGCAUAGAUCUGACUAAGGUCAACAUGCAAGAUAUAUACGAAAUGAGCGAGGGAGGCUGGAGUGACAGAGCGAAGCGGGAAGAGAUGACUCAUGAAUCUGUGUGGUACCUGAUCGCACGCAAUCAGCAGGGACAGAGAAAAGCACUCGUGCACUUUCGCUUCGACAUGGACUAUGAAGUGGAGGUUGUUUACUGUUAUGAGAUUCAGCUGGUGAAGGAAGUACAGAAGAAAGGACUUGGGAAGUUUCUGAUGCAGAUCCUGGAGCUGUUUGCAUUCAAAACUGGAAUGAAGAAGGUGAUGUGUACAGUAUUUUCACACAAUACUGGCUCAAUGGCGUUUUUCAAGAAAAUAAAGUACGUCGUCGACGAGACACAGCCCGACCCGCUCAUGGACGGAGAAGUCGACUACGAGAUCCUCAGCAAGCCGAUCAAGCCGGCGCCGCCCGCCCGCAUGCCGACCGCAACCCGCGCCGCCGACGCUGUGCCAACGCUCGUCCCUGCGGCAUCGUAGUUACUGCGGAGAGCCUCUUCGAACUGCUGAGCUGCGGUGUGUUCGUGCGUGGUUACUGCUGAGCUGCGGUGUGUUCGUGCGAGGUUGCUGCUGAGCUGCGGUGUGUUCGUGCGAGGUUACUGUGAGCUGCGG
Priapulus caudatus is the source of this 1004-nucleotide messenger RNA. Its product is annotated as N-alpha-acetyltransferase 40-like. Gene Ontology annotation, cellular component: nucleus. The transcript has 12 exons. Bases 132 to 872 code for a protein of 246 amino acids. The record is from RefSeq and is a predicted model, not a curated record. Gene Ontology annotation, molecular function: protein N-terminal-serine acetyltransferase activity; histone H4 acetyltransferase activity; histone H2A acetyltransferase activity. NCBI's taxonomy places the organism in Eukaryota, Metazoa, Priapulida, Priapulimorpha, Priapulimorphida, Priapulidae.